Molecule: messenger RNA, 856 nt
Organism: Aspergillus saccharolyticus JOP 1030-1
Lineage: Eukaryota; Fungi; Ascomycota; Eurotiomycetes; Eurotiales; Aspergillaceae
Product: GLTP domain-containing protein
Exons: 4
Coding region: 265-849 (194 amino acids)
Biological process (GO): intermembrane lipid transfer; ceramide transport
Cellular component (GO): cytosol; cytoplasm; membrane
Molecular function (GO): ceramide 1-phosphate binding; ceramide 1-phosphate transfer activity
Source: RefSeq, a predicted model, not a curated record
CCUCAGGGGCGAUCGCGGACCCGCUUUGUUGAUUGGCCUCGACCUCACCGCUUGCGUGUCCCGCUCCCCUGCGGCGGCGGUGAGUUGUGACAGGCCGCCGUGGGCUGUUGAUGAGCUGCCCUCCACUUCCCCUCCACGUUGCCUUUUUAAAAGCUCCUGGAACCCCUGAUCACUCGAGACUCUCUCUCUCUGCAAUAUCUCCUUACAACCCACUAUCUUUCCCUGUACUUGCAGCAUACAUUUCAUCUUUCUAUCCUUGCUAAAAUGGCUACCUGGUUUGACGGCAUCAAGUCCUUCGCGGACGUUCCCAUCACGGCCAACGGCAUUUCGACCCAGGAGUUCCUCGAGGCUGCUGAGUCUCUGACCACCUUGUUCGAUGUCAUGCAAUCCAAGGCUUUCGGCGUCGUCAAGUCUGAUCUUACUGGCAACAUCAAGAAAGUUAGAGACAGGUUCGUGGCAGCUCCUGCUGAGUCCCAGACUCUCCAGGAGCUUGUCAUCAACGAGCUGAAGACCGGCAAGCACACCGCCACUGAGGGCCUCCUCUGGCUUGUUAGGGGUCUUGAAUUCACCGCCAAGGGUCUCCGUCACAACAUCGACAACCCUUCCACCGAGCUCGCCGACUCCUUCCGCAACGCCUACGGUGACACUCUCAAGCCCCACCACUCCUUCGUUGUCAAGCCCCUCUUCUCCGCUGCCAUGUCUGCCUGCCCUUACCGCAAGGACUUCUACGCCAGAUUGGGCGAGGAUCAGGGUAAGGUGCAGGACGGUCUGAACCGUGAGGUCCCGGCUCUCGAGGAGCGGGUUAGAAUCCUGAAGGAGUUCCUGAGCAGCCCCCAGGCCAAGUGGUAAAUAUCCU